Molecule: messenger RNA, 1994 nt
Organism: Meira miltonrushii
Lineage: Eukaryota; Fungi; Basidiomycota; Exobasidiomycetes; Exobasidiales; Brachybasidiaceae
Product: putative major facilitator superfamily transporter
Exons: 2
Coding region: 1-1713 (570 amino acids)
Biological process (GO): transmembrane transport
Molecular function (GO): transmembrane transporter activity
Source: RefSeq, a predicted model, not a curated record
AUGUCAGAAGAUCGUCCUCGCUACUCCGCCGAAAAGCAUGAUGUCGAAAGCAAUCCAGAAAAAGGCGAAAACAAUUUAAGCGAUCAUAAUGUCGUUCAACAAGAAGAAGAAAUACACGCUUCCGACGUUCCAUGGACGUUUACACGUGUGAUUGCAAUCAUUUCACUUUGUAUCGUUUAUGUUGGCGCUCAAGCAAUUUUGUACAUGACCGGUGGAACGCUCACAUAUAUCGGACGUAGCAUUCAUUCAGACUUUGCCAAUUGGCUACUCACUGCAAACACAUUGGCAGUAACGGCAAUCGUACCAUUUGUAGGCUAUAUCACGGAUCUUUUGGGUAGACGUUAUAUUGCUUGUGCCGGUAGUGUAUUCUUAAUCAUCGCAAGUAUCGUUCAAGCAACUUCAACAUCACUUGGAUCAUCCGUAGUUGCACAAGCGAUAGGUGGAAUGGGUGCAGGUAUUUGCGAAUUGACAGCUUUAGCAGGUGUCGCUGAAAUCACACCUGUCAGAUGGCGUGGAGUAAGUUUGGCCGUCGUAACAUUUUCGAUUUUACCGUUCAUCCCUUAUAUUCUUUAUAUAGGUGAAUUGGUUGCCCAUUCUACUUGGCGUUGGGCUUUGGGCAUUGCAGCAAUCUGGAACGGUGUAGGUACGAUUGGUAUCUUUUUAGCCUAUCAUCCUCCACCACGUCAUAAUGUUGACGGUCUUACGCGAAGUGAAAUUUUCAAAAGGAUCGAUUAUGGUGGCGCUUUCCUUUCGAUUGCCGGUGUUACCUUGUUCUUGACAGGCUUGCAAUAUGGUGGUUAUCAAGUCCCAUGGGUGAGCGCAACUGCUCUCGUUCCACUUAUCCUUGGUGCAAUUUUAAUCGUGGCAUUUGUCAUUUAUGAAAUUACCGUUCCAAAAUAUCCAAUGGUACCUUCAGAAAUUUUUAAAGGUCAACGUGUCGUUGCGAUCGCAUACAUUGUCGUCUUUUUGGCAGGAAUGGAAUUUUAUUCGGUUUUAGGAUUUUUCCCUUUGAUGUUAACUUCCCUUUGGCCUGCUUCUCCUGAAUUAACAGGCGCUCGUGGAGUUGGUUAUCCACUUGCAAUCUUGGUGGGAGCAUGUGUUGUUAGUGCAGCACUUUCUUAUUCUCGCGGUCAUGUUCGAGCUCUAUUUGUCGUUUCGGCCGCUCUUAUGACCGCAUUCGCAGGUGCUUUGGCUUCUUCAACUCCAUUCAAUCCUACUCGUUCAACAGUCUUUGCUACUUUGGCAUCACUCGGAAUCGGAGGUGUCAUUGUGCCAGCAUUGACUGUUGCAUUGUAUGCCUGCCCUGAUGCUUAUAUUGGAACAACGGCCGCUCUUUCACUUGCCGUGAGAUUUUUGGGAGGCUCAGUAGGAACAACUAUUUACUACAACAUCUUCAACACAAAUUUCAAGACAAAAUUCCCCGAAUACGUUGGAACAGCUGCCGUUCAAGCCGGCUUACCGGCUGCCGACGUACCUGCAUUUGCACAAGCACUUGCAAGUGAUUCAACAGGCGCAGCAGCCUUGAAAGUUCCCGGUGUAAACCUUCAAAUCCUUCAAGCUGGUGGCUUAGCCGCUCAAUGGGCUUUGAAUGAUUCUCUCAAAGGUGUUUGGUAUGCAAGUGUUGCCGUUGGUGGUUUAUGCGUAAUUGCUGCUGCAUUUUUGCCAAACAUUCGUAAAUAUAUGUCUGAUCGUGUAGCCGUGGAUCUUCAUUGAUUGUAUUCAAUACAAAUUGUAUAUAUGCUGUCUUUCUUCUUCUGUCAAUGCAUUCUAUCUCUCUGGCUUUCAUGAAAACGUGAUUGACAUUGCGAUCGUAACAAUGAUGGUAUCGUAUGAAUAAUCUGAAGCAAAACAAAACAAGAGACCUGUGGGACACUACACAUUCUCUCCCUUUACGAAUGAUCGGCUGCCGUAUUUUCACUUGGGGCUGCAGUGCCUUCACUUUCAGUUUGAUCAGCUUUUUGUGGUUGUGUUGAUGCAUUUGCGUCUCCGUUUGU